Molecule: messenger RNA, 2418 nt
Organism: Oryzias latipes (Japanese medaka)
Lineage: Eukaryota; Metazoa; Chordata; Actinopteri; Beloniformes; Adrianichthyidae
Gene: lrrc40
Product: leucine rich repeat containing 40
Cellular component (GO): cytoplasm
Molecular function (GO): protein binding
Source: RefSeq, a predicted model, not a curated record
UGAAAAACCGGAAAAGGACCUUGCGUUUGUUUGACGGGCGGGAGGGAAAGCUGCCGUUUGGAUCUCAUCAAUAUGUCGAGGUUAGGAAGGGGAGGCCGCGCAGAUUCUCUGGCGGGUUUCCGACCAAAGAUUAAAGAUGAGGAGGAAGUCCCGGCUGGCCUGCUGAAAGCCGCGCGGAAGAGCGGACAGCUCAACUUGUCCGGCCGCGCGCUCACGAAAGUCCCUCAGAGUGUGUACCGGGUCAAUGAAGAGGCCCAGCAGAAUGUUUCGUUUGGAGCUUCAGAUCGUUGGUGGGAACAGACGGACCUCACCAAGCUGCUGCUCUCCUCCAAUCAGAUCAGUCAGAUAUCUGAGGACAUCAGACUGCUGCCUGCACUCGUCACGCUGGAUCUCCACGACAACCAGCUGAACACUUUACACAGCGCCAUUGGAGAGCUGCAGGAGCUGCAGACGCUACGUCUUAGUCACAAUCAGCUGUCAUCACUGCCAGUGGAGGUGUGUAUGCUAAGGAACCUGCGGAGUCUCACCCUGCAGCAGAACCUAUUGGAGAACCUUCCAGAAGAAUUCGGACAACUGGAGAACCUGACAGAGCUGGAUUUGUCCAAGAAUCGUCUGACAGACCUGCCCCAAAGCCUUGGCCGUCUGACCGGCCUGCAGAAGAUCAGCCUGUCUCACAAUAAGCUGAGCUGUCUUCCUGACUGCCUGUCACAGCUCACAAACGUGAAGCUGCUGGACUGCAGCAACAACCAGCUGAGCGACGUUCCUGCCAGCCUGGCUCACAUGCUUUCUUUGGAGCAGCUUCAUCUCAGACACAACCGGCUGCAGCGGCUACCCCAGCUCCACGCACCUGCCCUGAAGGAACUCUACGUGGGAAACAACCAGGUGGGGGUGCUGGAGGCGGAGCAGCUGGAAUGCCUGAAAGCCAUCUCGGUUCUGGAGCUCAGAGACAAUAAGAUCCGAGCGGUUCCCGAGCAGAUGUCUCUACUGCAUACACUGACCCGCCUGGACCUGACCAACAACGACAUCGGCAGUCUUCCAGCCUCCCUCAGCCUGCUGCCCAACCUGAAAGUGCUGCUGGUGGAGGGAAACCCUCUGCGGGGGAUCAGGAGAGAUCUUCUGACUAAAGGAACCAAUGAACUUCUAAAGUACCUGAGAGGAAGAGUGAAAGAGGAACCUGAAAGCUCAGAGGACCCCCCCACAGCCAUGACAUUCCCCUCCCAGGCCAGAAUCAACGUGCACAGCAUCAAAACCCUGGGGGUGCUGGACCAGAGUGACAUGCAGGUAGACUCCAUCCCAGACGAGGCGUUCCUCGCUGCUGAAGGUCAGAACGUGGUCACUGCCAACUUCAGCAAGAACAAGCUGACCUCCAUCCCUGCCAGGCUGCUACAACUGAGCUCUUCCCUGACUGAGCUCAACUUAGGCUUCAACCAGCUGGACCACUGCGGCGUUGAGGUGUGCAGGCUGCUGCAGCUGACGCACCUGGACCUCAGGAACAACCAGCUGAAGGAUUUACCCGCCGACAUGGAGAACCUGGCCAAGCUACGCUGCAUCAUCCUCAGUUACAACAGGUUCAAGUCCUUCCCAGAGGUGCUCUACCAGAUGUUUUCCAUGGAGACGGUACUGAUGGCUAACAAUCAGGUCAGCAGUGUAGAUCCUGCCCGACUCGCGAGACUGGAGCACCUGUCGACCCUGGAUCUGUCGAACAAUGACCUGCUGAGCAUCCCUCCUGAACUCGGCCUGUGCACCAGCCUCAGGAGUCUCAGUCUGCAGGGAAACCCUUUCCGGACACCCCGAGCCGCCAUCGUCGCCAAAGGAACUGAUGCGGUUUUGGAGUACCUGCGCAGCCGCAUACCUGCCUGACGCACGUUUUUAUCUCCACGAAUCCAACCGUGUGUCUGCUGAUGUACAAUCGGUGAAGUUCCACACAAACGACAGAUGUUUAUUUCGCAUGAGAAAACGAGGUUGGUUUACCCGCGCUAACCUGCAGGAGGCGUGGCUCAGGAAAAAAAAAUGCAGAUGACAUUUUUAUGCAAAAACAUCAAACCCCCAGCUAAGGACAGGAUGGUCUGAAGAUUCUACAUCCAAAAACAGGAAGCAGGGGAUCCCAGAAAAGAUUUGUUCUAAUACAUUUUCUUCCUCUUUGCUAUUCUGGGCCCUAACGUGAACACGUGAUGGAGAACUUCAGAACAAGCUGGGGUUCUCUGAACCUGCAGGGAGGUCCUCUCCAGAAGGUCCUGAAUGUUUCCCCUGUGAAUGUUCUCUGGAAAGUUCCUAACAGCAGGAGAACAGCUGCAGUUCUGGUAGGGGGUGUUUGGGUGAAUGUACCCAGUGUUCUCUGGAUGUAGACGGACAUGAACAGGUGACAUACAUACAUGUAUACAUGCAGUGAAUAGAGAAAGAAUAAAAUGUCAAAAUAAC